AUGAUGCCGCCACUUGUGCGCAUCGCGGACGCGGAGCCUACGUCGAGCCGUUCCUCUUGUCCCGCCUCGUACGGAGCUCGAGAAGACAUCGGCGACGGUGGCAAGGCCGUCAUCAGCGGUGCCGUUUCACCUGCUCUGGCUCGGGAGCUUUCUCUUCUCUCGAAUGAUGACCUCAUCCAGCGCAUACACCGCUUUAGUCGCUCCAACUUUGUUCCUGCGCAGCGGCCGCUGCUCUACGCGCAUCUUAAGGAGUUCAUGAAGCCUCAGCGUUUGGCGUACGCGUCUACCAAGACGGUUCAAGACCACCUUCAAGUCGCGAACGCAGCUGACAUGCAUGAGACAUGCAUCGAGCUCUACCACGCCGCCCGAGAGCACAUGUCCGCUGCAGCGCUCAUGCUGCGAACUCCCUGUGCUCCUCUAACUAAUGGUUCUGCCACCGGCGUCGGGCAGCCGGAUGCCGGCGGGCACGUCGGCCUGUCGACAGCGAGCGGCAGCGGCACCAAUUUGGCCGCUGAUGGCGCGGUGCUUGUAAGCGCGUUCGUGGUGGAUAGCGCGUACGCCACACAGCGCACCUCGGAGCUCACACGACUGGCCUCCUACUGCGUCACGCAAUUGCUGGCGCCUCUGCAUGCCGAAGGGCAUGACGCCACCACAGGAGAUGCAAGCCCUGCGACCCCGAAGGUUUUGCGGUCGUUGGCGGUUCGAACGCCGCGCGAGGUUGCAACAGAGCUGUCGCUGGUGCGUUGCUUAUGGCGCGCGUUAUGCUUGGCAGAGUACUACAAGUGCGCCGAGGCCACCAGCACGCAGGCGGUGAAAGGGUGCAAGGAGCAGGCGCUUGCCGACGCUCUGGCAAUUCUGGAUGCGUGCCGGCAAGUGGCUUCCGUGCGGAGGGAGGCAGCCGUGGCGGUGCUGGCUGCAGUGGCGAACGGGCACUCAUCCUCUUCAACGACAACACCAGCGCUAUCGGAGAGGCAGUCCUCGGAGUUGCUGGCCGAGGCACUGAACUUUGUUCGCUACGCCUCCCUCGACGAUGAUGGCGAGUUCGCCUUCUACCAGUUCUGCAAGGAGGAGGGGAUUCUGUGGUCACCACAGCCGCUGUCGUGGAGUGUGCGACGUGAGACAAGCGAUGCCGCCUCGUCGCUGUCCUCUGCAGCCGGGGUUGGCCGCGCGAACACGUUCGCGCACAGCGAGGACGAGGUGCAGGUGUUCUACGCCGCGCUCAUCGACACGUGUGCCGCAGGGCGGCUUGUCCCCGAAGCGCUGCUCUACUUCACUGAAGCGAGGCGCCUUCUUGGUUGCCCACCACUCGUGGACGGCGAGGACAUAGGUGCGGAGACGGUGCUGCUGCUCGGGGCAGAGGGCGGAAGAGGGCCUCGAGUCAGCAGCGUGGCGGCGGCCACCACUUUGAAGACGUCACUGGAAGCAGUCGAUGCUGUGCCGCGUGCACUGCCACCGGCAGCAUCUGCCGCCACUGCUGAAAGCAGCGAUCCGGGUAUGUCUGCUCCUCUUUCUCCACUGAGCCACCCAGCAACCGUUUCUUCCGGUGCGCAUGGUGGCAAGCUCGGCUUCAGCACCGCCACGGCUGGCUUUGCCUUGACAGAGCUUCUUCUUCACCGACUCCUUUCGGUGCUGCAGGCGGCCAAGAAAAACCACCACGUAGUGCGCCUCGCACGAGCGCUCAUCGCAGCAGGGGCCGUCUCGCAGAUAAAGGCGCACAUGUGGACAGUGCUUCUCAUCUCCGCCGGCGCCGUGCGGGCGGCGGACGUGGUGCUCGCGGUGUACGGCUACGCCUUGGAGCGACUGGCCAGUCCUGCAGGCAGUGAAGGCAGUAGCGGCAGGGGCUACACGACUGCUGAGGUGUGCACACUGGAGUACCUCUUGCAAACCUCACUCAACGCGCUUUCCAAGUGCCAGCUACCACGCUACGAGCAAGAUUACCUCCAGCCCGCGCGCGACGCGCAGGUGCUGCAUUGCACGGACGAGUUCUAUUACAGCUGCCUUCUGCAAGAGGCUCACAACUCCAUGUGUCCGGCGCAGCGGGCGGCCGAGGUGCUGGCGAGGAUGGAGGAGGCAAAGGUACCUAUGACAACGCCGAUCGUCUCACGGCUGCUGAAGCUGUACCUGCGAGUGGAGGCGCCAGAGUUCAUUAGGGUGUACCGCCACGCCGUCGACGACCUGGGCCUGCCACUGCGCUCUGUGUGGGCCGACCAGCUCCUGCUUUGGGCCGACCGACGCCGCUAUUUUCUCUCUGCCGAUGACCGUGAGUACGUUGUGCAGCAGCUGCUGCGCUCGCGGCGAGUGGCGACCGUGGCUGACCUCCAGCCCCUGCUCGGUGGCCUUCGCACACACUUUGCCCUUCUCUAUUAUGAUCACACGCACGCCGCACGCGAGCAGUUCCUCAGAGACGGGUCAGUGCCAGUGGAGCAGCCAACUGUGACGGACUCUCGCGCGCAUUUUCUGAUGACACGGCCGAUGAGCGUGCAGCGGGGCGUCAUGGCGCGCGCGGGGACGUCGUGGGUGUGCAAUGGCGUGGGUGGCGAGGAGCUGGUCGAGGAGGAGACGAGGCGACACGGGAUCUUGCCUCGCAUGCUGGGCGAUGCGCCCCGCCGCACUCUGCAUGCCGGCAUCGCGGAGCUGUCGGAGACGCCGUUGCUGUUUCCUAUCGCCGAUGGCACUGCCGGCGCAGGCGACUCGGAACGGCUGCACGACAGGGCGCUUCGAGUGUACUUGGCCGAUGUCUUGGACGGACUGCAGCGCUCUUCCAACUGGGUGAUAUAA
Leishmania major strain Friedlin is the source of this 2778-nucleotide messenger RNA. RefSeq lists its product as hypothetical. Lineage: Eukaryota; Euglenozoa; Kinetoplastea; Trypanosomatida; Trypanosomatidae. The coding region runs from base 1 to 2778 and encodes 925 amino acids. The record is from RefSeq and is a predicted model, not a curated record. The transcript has a single exon.